Neurospora tetrasperma FGSC 2508 is the source of this 1620-nucleotide messenger RNA. RefSeq lists its product as uncharacterized. Gene Ontology annotation, molecular function: carbohydrate:proton symporter activity. Bases 1 to 1620 code for a protein of 539 amino acids. Gene Ontology annotation, cellular component: membrane. The transcript is spliced from 2 exons. NCBI's taxonomy places the organism in Eukaryota, Fungi, Ascomycota, Sordariomycetes, Sordariales, Sordariaceae. Gene Ontology annotation, biological process: transmembrane transport; carbohydrate transport. The record is from RefSeq and is a predicted model, not a curated record.
AUGGAGCACGAUCACUCCGCCUCCGACAUUGAAAAGGAGGCCGUCACUGUGGCCCGGCCACAGGGCGAUGUCACCCGCGUUGAGGCUCCCGUUACCCUCAAGGCGUACAUGAUGUGCGUCUUUGCCGCUUUCGGCGGUAUCUUCUUCGGCUACGACUCAGGUUACAUCUCUGGUGUCAUGGGCAUGAAGUACUUUAUCGAAACUAUCAACGGACCCGGCGCCACCUUCCUGCCUUCCAAGGAAAAGUCGCUCAUCACCUCCAUUCUCUCUGCCGGUACCUUCUUUGGCGCCCUCAUGGGCGGUGAUCUCGCUGACUGGGUUGGUCGUCGUCCUACCAUCAUCUUCGGCUGCCUCGUCUUCAUCGUCGGUGUUGUUCUCCAGACUGCCUCCCAGAGCUUGGGUCUCAUCGUUGCCGGCCGUCUCGUCGCUGGUUUCGGUGUCGGUUUCGUCUCGGCCAUUAUCAUCCUGUACAUGUCUGAGAUCGCGCCCCGCAAGGUCCGCGGUGCCAUGGUGUCCGGCUACCAGUUCUGCAUCUGCCUGGGUCUGCUCGUGGCCUCGUGCGUUGACUACGGCACCCAGAACCGCCCCGACAGCGGCUCUUACAGAAUCCCGAUUGGUCUCCAGAUGGCCUGGGCCCUCAUUCUUGCUACUGGUAUCUUCUUCCUUCCUGAAUCCCCUCGCUUCUUUGUUAAGAAGGGCAAGCUCGACAAGGCCGCCGGCGUGCUCUCCCGUCUGCGCGACCAGCCGCUCGAUUCCGACUACGUUAGGGAUGAACUUGCCGAGAUCGUUGCCAACCACGAAUUUGAAAUGACCGUCGUCCCCUACGGCAACUACUUCCAGCAGUGGGCCAACUGCUUCCGCGGCUCCAUCUGGCAGGGCGGUUCUUACCUCCGCCGCACCAUUCUCGGCACUUCGAUGCAGAUGAUGCAGCAGUGGACGGGAAUCAACUUUAUCUUUUACUUUGGCACCACCUUCUUCCAGCAGCUCGGCACCAUUGACGACCCCUUCCUGAUGUCUCUGGUCACUACUCUUGUCAACGUCUGCUCUACCCCCAUCUCCUUCUACACCAUGGAGAAGCUCGGCCGUCGUACCCUCCUCAUCUGGGGCGCUCUCGGCAUGCUGAUCUGCGAGUUCAUCGUCGCCAUCGUUGGUACCUGCAAGCCGGAUGAUACCAUGGCCAUCAAGGCCAUGCUCGCCUUCAUCUGCAUCUACAUCUUCUUCUUUGCUACCACCUGGGGCCCUGCUUCUUGGGUCGUCAUCGGCGAGGUUUUCCCUCUUCCCAUUCGUGCCAAGGGUGUUGCCCUUUCCACCGCCUCCAACUGGCUCUGGAACUGCAUCAUCGCCGUCAUCACUCCCUACAUGGUCGACGAGGACAAGGGCAACCUGGGCCCCAAGGUGUUCUACAUCUGGGGUGGCCUCUGCACCUGCUGCUUCAUCUACGCCUACCUGCUUGUGCCCGAGACCAAGGGCCUCACCCUCGAGCAGGUCGACCAAAUGCUUUCCGAGUCUACCCCCCGCACCUCGGCCAAGUGGAAGCCUCACACCACUUAUGCUGCUGAGAUGGGCAUGACCGAGAAGACUGUUGCUGGCCACGCUGAGAACCGCAGCGAUAGCGAGUAA